This is a messenger RNA of Corapipo altera (White-ruffed manakin), 915 nucleotides long. RefSeq names its product interferon-stimulated 20 kDa exonuclease-like 2. The transcript is spliced from 3 exons. The record is from RefSeq and is a predicted model, not a curated record. Gene Ontology annotation, molecular function: exonuclease activity; nucleic acid binding. The annotation marks the transcript as partial. NCBI's taxonomy places the organism in Eukaryota, Metazoa, Chordata, Aves, Passeriformes, Pipridae. Gene Ontology annotation, cellular component: nucleus.
CGAGCCGCACUCCCAGCGCGGCGCGGGUCGAUGACGUCACUGCCGUUAGCGGGCCGGCCACGUGCCGCCCGCCAGCUUCCGGUUCCGGGCCGCGGAGCAGCCCCGUCCCGCUUCCCCGGUCCCGCCAUGGGGGAUUUGAUCCUCAACGUGGACUUGACCGCCCCCGAGGGCCGCCCCAAGAAGGAACGGGGCAACCGAAAGCACCAGAGCUUCGUGCGGCGGCGGCGGGAGCUGGAGCGCCGGGGGGUCCUGCGGCAGAAGCAGCUCCCCCCGAACCGGGGCGGGCCCUGGCGGACCCCGGCGAAGCCCCCCGCGUCGUGCCCUAAAGAGAACGGCUCUGCCGGGACCGGCGUUCCCUCUAAAACCAAAGGGAAGGGUCGGGGGGCUGCUGGGGGCACCCCCGAAUCCACCGGCGCCCCCUCGGCGCCCCAGAACGGCCGCGUAAAGACCAAGGGCAGGGGUCGGGGGGCGGUGGCCGGAGCCCCCCCGGCGCCCACCAAGCUGCUGGCCAUGGACUGCGAGAUGGUGGGCACGGGCCCCGGGGGCCGGACCAGCGCCCUGGCUCGGUGCAGCAUCGUGUCCUACGACGGGGACGUUGUGUACGACCGGUACGUGCGGCCCGAGGCGCCCAUCGUGGAUUACCGGACCCGCUGGAGCGGCAUCCGCCGGCAGCACAUGGACAAAGCCGUGCCCUUCCAGCAGGCACAGCGGCAGGUGCUGCGGAUCCUGGCUGGGAAGGUCGUGGUGGGCCACGCCAUCCACAACGACUUCAAGGCGCUCCGGUAUUCCCACCCCAAAGCCCUCACCCGGGACACGUCCCGGAUCCCGCUGCUGAACCGCCGGGGAGGCUUCCCAGAGAACGUGGCCGUGUCCCUGAAGCGCCUCACCAAGGCCCUGCUGAACCAGGACAUCCAG